UAUAAUGUAAUUAAAAUAAAAGCGUUACCAAAAGUCAAGAGAGACAACUUUAAUUAGAAAUUAUAACACUGACAUGGUAAACCAACCCCCAUUUCUAUGAAGGAACAAAAAUAUGCUUAGAACGUGCAGUACUUAUUCUCUUAAAUUAAGGCCUCAAAGGCAUCUCCAUCAAGUUAGUUGUCGAUGGCCAUGAUGAACUAACAAACUCAAUAUUCAAUUCAAGCUUCCAAAAAGUCCUAUCUCUGAUAAGCCAAGAUUGAAUUAAAAAACUGUAAUGCAUAGUUUUAGGCCCAAAAAGCUUUCACAUUUGAAGAUUAUUCAAUCAUAAUCUGUCAACCAACAAGGCAUUGAUGAGUAGUAUAUAAAGGGUUGGAAGCAUACCUUGUAAUGCAACUCACACCCAUAAUCUAUUGUAUUUGAAGGAGAUAGAUAUCCAGCAAUAAGUGGGCAUUGCUGGAAGAUGGGGGCUAUGAAGCCUUUGAGGCAUUGGCCUCAGCUGCUCUCGGUGGUGGCGAUUUGCCUCAUUGCCACCACCGUAGUGACUGCUCAACUCGAUGAUGAUUUGAUGUUACCUAUCAAAAACCCUGACCUCGGUGGUGAUUUACCAAAGCAUCAUCAUCACAGUACUUAUCCGCCGGUGGAUCAUCACCAUAAACCACCACAGUCGAAGUAUGGACACCACCACAAGUCACCACCUCCACCAAAAUACAAGCACCACCACAUGCCACCCCCACCCAAACAUUACCACCACCACAAGUCACCACCUCCAUAUCUUUACAAGUCUCCGCCACCACCGCCUCCUUACGUCUAUAAGUCUCCGCCACCACCGCCUCCUUACGUCUAUAAGUCUCCGCCACCACCUCCCUACAUUUACAAAUCUCCGCCCCCACCUCCUUAUGUCUAUAAAUCUCCUCCACCACCUCCCUACGUCUACAAGUCUCCGCCACCACCUCCCUAUGUCUACAAGUCUCCUCCACCACCUCCAUAUGUAUACAAGUCUCCACCACCCCCACCUUAUGUUUACAAGUCUCCGCCACCACCUCCCUACAUUUACAAGUCUCCUCCACCACCUCCAUAUGUCUACAAGUCCCCUCCACCACCUCCCUACGUCUACAAGUCCCCUCCACCACCUCCCUACGUCUAUAAAUCUCCUCCACCACCUCCAUAUAUCUACAAAUCUCCGCCGCCGCCACCCUACGUUUACAAGUCCCCGCCACCACCUCCCUACGUCUAUAAGUCUCCGCCACCCCCACCUUACGUCUACAAGUCCCCUCCACCACCUCCCUACGUCUACAAGUCCCCUCCACCACCUCCCUACGUCUAUAAAUCUCCUCCACCACCUCCCUACAUCUAUAAAUCUCCGCCGCCACCAUCUCCUUAUGCUUAUAAAUCUCCUCCACCACCUCCCUAUGUCUACAAGUCUCCUCCACCACCACCAUACGUUUAUAAAUCUCCUCCACCACCCCCCUAUGUCUACAAGUCUCCACCACCCCCACCUUAUGUUUACAAGUCUCCACCACCACCUCCCUACGUUUACAAGUCUCCGCCACCACCUCCCUACAUCUAUAAAUCUCCUCCACCGCCUCCCUAUGUCUACAAGUCUCCACCACCACCUCCCUACGUUUACAAGUCUCCACCACCACCUCCCUACAUCUAUAAAUCUCCUCCACCGCCUCCCUACGUUUACAAGUCUCCGCCACCACCUCCCUACGUCUAUAAAUCUCCUCCACCACCUCCCUACGUCUAUAAAUCUCCUCCACCGCCUCCCUAUGUCUACAAGUCUCCUCCACCACCACCCUACGUCUAUAAAUCUCCUCCACCGCCUCCCUACGUCUACAAAUCUCCUCCCCCACCACCCUAUGUCUAUAAGUCCCCUCCACCACCUCCCUACAUCUAUAAAUCUCCUCCACCACCUCCUUAUGUCUACAAGUCUCCUCCACCACCUCCCUACAUUUAUAAAUCUCCGCCACCACCAUCUCCUUAUGUAUACAAGUCUCCACCACCACCUCCCUACGUUUACAAGUCUCCUCCCCCACCUCCCUACAUCUAUAAAUCUCCGCCACCGCCUCCCUACGUCUACAAGUCUCCACCACCACCUCCUUACAUCUACAAAUCUCCCCCACCCCCUCCCUAUGUUUACAAGUCUCCUCCACCACCACCCUAUAUCUAUAAAUCUCCUCCACCGCCUCCCUACGUCUACAAGUCCCCUCCACCACCUCCGNCUCCUUACGUCUAUAAGUCUCCGCCACCACCUCCCUACAUUUACAAAUCUCCGCCCCCACCUCCUUAUGUCUAUAAAUCUCCGCCACCACCUCCCUACGUCUACAAGUCUCCGCCACCACCUCCCUACAUCUAUAAAUCUCCUCCACCGCCUCCCUACGUGUACAAGUCUCCUCCACCACCUCCAUACGUAUACAAGUCUCCUCCACCGCCUCCGUACGUCUACAAGUCUCCUCCACCGCCUCCCUACGUCUACAAGUCUCCUCCACCACCUCCCUACGUCUACAAGUCUCCGCCACCACCUCCCUAUGUCUACAAGUCUCCUCCACCACCUCCAUAUGUAUACAAGUCUCCACCACCCCCACCUUAUGUUUACNUCCCUACGUCUACAAGUCUCCUCCACCACCUCCCUACGUCUACAAGUCUCCGCCACCACCUCCCUACGUCUACAAGUCUCCUCCACCGCCACCCUACCNACAAGUCUCCGCCACCACCUCCCUACAUUUACAAGUCUCCUCCACCACCUCCAUACGUAUACAAGUCUCCUCCACCGCCUCCGUACGUCUACAAGUCUCCUCCACCGCCUCCCUACGUCUACAAGUCUCCUCCACCACCUCCCUACGUCUACAAGUCUCCGCCACCACCUCCCUACGUCUACAAGUCUCCUCCACCGCCACCCUACCUCUAUAAAUCUCCUCCACCGCCUCCCUACGUGUACAAGUCUCCUCCACCACCACCCUACGUCUACAAGUCCCCACCACCGCCUCCCUACAUCUACAAGUCUCCUCCACCUNCUCCACCACCUCCCUACGUCUAUAAAUCUCCUCCACCACCUCCAUAUAUCUACAAAUCUCCGCCGCCGCCACCCUACGUUUACAAGUCCCCGCCACCACCUCCCUACGUCUAUAAGUCUCCGCCACCCCCACCUUACGUCUACAAGUCCCCUCCACCACCUCCCUACGUCUAUAAAUCUCCUCCACCACCUCCCUACAUCUAUAAAUCUCCGCCGCCACCAUCUCCUUAUGCUUAUAAAUCUCCUCCACCACCUCCCUAUGUCUACAAGUCUCCUCCACCACCACCAUACGUUUAUAAAUCUCCUCCACCACCCCCCUAUGUCUACAAGUCUCCACCACCCCCACCUUAUGUUUACAAGUCUCCACCACCACCUCCCUACGUUUACAAGUCUCCGCCACCACCUCCCUACAUCUAUAAAUCUCCUCCACCGCCUCCCUAUGUCUACAAGUCUCCACCACCACCUCCCUACGUUUACAAGUCUCCACCACCACCUCCCUACAUCUAUAAAUCUCCUCCACCGCCUCCCUACGUUUACAAGUCUCCGCCACCACCUCCCUACGUCUAUAAAUCUCCUCCACCACCUCCCUACGUCUAUAAAUCUCCUCCACCGCCUCCCUAUGUCUACAAGUCUCCUCCACCACCACCCUACGUCUAUAAAUCUCCUCCACCGCCUCCCUACGUCUACAAAUCUCCUCCCCCACCACCCUAUGUCUAUAAGUCCCCUCCACCACCUCCCUACAUCUAUAAAUCUCCUCCACCACCUCCUUAUGUCUACAAGUCUCCUCCACCACCUCCCUACAUUUAUAAAUCUCCGCCACCACCAUCUCCUUAUGUAUACAAGUCUCCACCACCACCUCCCUACGUUUACAAGUCUCCUCCCCCACCUCCCUACAUCUAUAAAUCUCCGCCACCGCCUCCCUACGUCUACAAGUCUCCACCACCACCUCCUUACAUCUACAAAUCUCCCCCACCCCCUCCCUAUGUUUACAAGUCUCCUCCACCACCACCCUAUAUCUAUAAAUCUCCUCCACCGCCUCCCUACGUCUACAAGUCCCCUCCACCACCUCCGUACGUCUACAAGUCUCCGCCACCACCUCCCUACGUCUACAAGUCUCCGCCACCACCUCCCUACAUCUAUAAAUCUCCUCCACCGCCUCCCUACGUGUACAAGUCUCCUCCACCACCUCCAUACGUAUACAAGUCUCCUCCACCGCCUCCGUACGUCUACAAGUCUCCUCCACCGCCUCCCUACGUCUACAAGUCUCCUCCACCACCUCCCUACGUCUACAAGUCUCCGCCACCACCUCCCUACGUCUACAAGUCUCCGCCACCACCUCCCUACAUCUAUAAAUCUCCUCCACCGCCUCCCUACGUGUACAAGUCUCCUCCACCACCUCCAUACGUAUACAAGUCUCCUCCACCGCCUCCGUACGUCUACAAGUCUCCUCCACCGCCUCCCUACGUCUACAAGUCUCCUCCACCACCUCCCUACGUCUACAAGUCUCCGCCACCACCUCCCUACGUCUACAAGUCUCCUCCACCGCCACCCUACCUCUAUAAAUCUCCUCCACCGCCUCCCUACGUGUACAAGUCUCCUCCACCACCACCCUACGUCUACAAGUCCCCACCACCGCCUCCCUACAUCUACAAGUCUCCUCCACCUCCUCCCUACGUCUACAAGUCUCCUCCACCACCUCCCUACGUCUACAAGUCACCUCCACCGCCUCCUUAUGUCUACAAGUCUCCUCCACCUCCAUCUCCAUCUCCUCCCCCUCCUUAUAUCUAUAAAUCACCACCUCCACCAUCUCCAUCACCACCUCCUCCAUAUAUUUACAAAUCUCCGCCUCCACCAUCUCCAUCACCUCCUCCACCUUAUUACUAUAAGUCACCUCCACCUCCAUCCCCAUCACCACCACCACCUUACUAUUACAAGUCCCCUCCCCCUCCAGUGAAGUCUCCACCACCUCCAUAUUAUUAUAAGUCUCCACCACCACCAUCUCCAUCACCACCACCUUAUUAUUACAAAUCACCUCCUCCACCGCAUAAAUCCAAAUAUCCACACAAAUCUCCUCCACCGCCUCCCUACGUCUACAAAUCUCCUCCCCCACCACCCUAUGUCUAUAAGUCCCCUCCACCACCUCCCUACAUCUAUAAAUCUCCUCCACCACCUCCUUAUGUCUACAAGUCUCCUCCACCACCUCCCUACAUUUAUAAAUCUCCGCCACCACCAUCUCCUUAUGUAUACAAGUCUCCACCACCACCUCCCUACGUUUACAAGUCUCCUCCCCCACCUCCCUACAUCUAUAAAUCUCCGCCACCGCCUCCCUACGUCUACAAGUCUCCACCACCACCUCCUUACAUCUACAAAUCUCCCCCACCCCCUCCCUAUGUUUACAAGUCUCCUCCACCACCACCCUAUAUCUAUAAAUCUCCUCCACCGCCUCCCUACGUCUACAAGUCCCCUCCACCACCUCCGUACGUCUACAAGUCUCCGCCACCACCUCCCUACGUCUACAAGUCUCCGCCACCACCUCCCUACAUCUAUAAAUCUCCUCCACCGCCUCCCUACGUGUACAAGUCUCCUCCACCACCUCCAUACGUAUACAAGUCUCCUCCACCGCCUCCGUACGUCUACAAGUCUCCUCCACCGCCUCCCUACGUCUACAAGUCUCCUCCACCACCUCCCUACGUCUACAAGUCUCCGCCACCACCUCCCUACGUCUACAAGUCUCCUCCACCGCCACCCUACCUCUAUAAAUCUCCUCCACCGCCUCCCUACGUGUACAAGUCUCCUCCACCACCACCCUACGUCUACAAGUCCCCACCACCGCCUCCCUACAUCUACAAGUCUCCUCCACCUCCUCCCUACGUCUACAAGUCUCCUCCACCACCUCCCUACGUCUACAAGUCACCUCCACCGCCUCCUUAUGUCUACAAGUCUCCUCCACCUCCAUCUCCAUCUCCUCCCCCUCCUUAUAUCUAUAAAUCACCACCUCCACCAUCUCCAUCACCACCUCCUCCAUAUAUUUACAAAUCUCCGCCUCCACCAUCUCCAUCACCUCCUCCACCUUAUUACUAUAAGUCACCUCCACCUCCAUCCCCAUCACCACCACCACCUUACUAUUACAAGUCCCCUCCCCCUCCAGUGAAGUCUCCACCACCUCCAUAUUAUUAUAAGUCUCCACCACCACCAUCUCCAUCACCACCACCUUAUUAUUACAAAUCACCUCCUCCACCGCAUAAAUCCAAAUAUCCACACNCUCCUCCACCGCCUCCCUACGUCUACAAGUCUCCUCCACCACCUCCCUACGUCUACAAGUCUCCGCCACCACCUCCCUACGUCUACAAGUCUCCUCCACCGCCACCCUACCUCUAUAAAUCUCCUCCACCGCCUCCCUACGUGUACAAGUCUCCUCCACCACCACCCUACGUCUACAAGUCCCCACCACCGCCUCCCUACAUCUACAAGUCUCCUCCACCUCCUCCCUACGUCUACAAGUCUCCUCCACCACCUCCCUACGUCUACAAGUCACCUCCACCGCCUCCUUAUGUCUACAAGUCUCCUCCACCUCCAUCUCCAUCUCCUCCCCCUCCUUAUAUCUAUAAAUCACCACCUCCACCAUCUCCAUCACCACCUCCUCCAUAUAUUUACAAAUCUCCGCCUCCACCAUCUCCAUCACCUCCUCCACCUUAUUACUAUAAGUCACCUCCACCUCCAUCCCCAUCACCACCACCACCUUACUAUUACAAGUCCCCUCCCCCUCCAGUGAAGUCUCCACCACCUCCAUAUUAUUAUAAGUCUCCACCACCACCAUCUCCAUCACCACCACCUUAUUAUUACAAAUCACCUCCUCCACCGCAUAAAUCCAAAUAUCCACACUAGAACACCGCCAACAAAAGUUCACUGAGUCAUGGCAUUUAAAUUAUAUUAAGUUGUAUGAAUAAUAUUAGCCAACUUUCUACAUAGAAGGUGAAUUUGGAGGCGAUCAAUUUAAUUAAUGGUGUGACUGUUCCUGGAUCCUUUGCGAGUGUAUCAUUCCAGAGGAAUUGUUGUAUUGUUUUUUUUGGCAUCCAAGAUCUGGAUGCUAAAGAUUUGAAUUCUAUCAAUUGUUGUAUUUGACUUUACAUAAUCCUUCGCAAAUUCAAUUCUUCUGGUUUGUGUUUAUCACUAUUUCAUUUAAAUUUAUGUAUUUUGAUGUUUAAUUGAUGAUGACGAGAUCGUAAGCUUUCUGAAAUUGAUGUAUUUAAAUGUUCAAGUUAUGA
This is a messenger RNA of Cucurbita pepo subsp. pepo (vegetable marrow), 7278 nucleotides long. NCBI's taxonomy places the organism in Eukaryota, Viridiplantae, Streptophyta, Magnoliopsida, Cucurbitales, Cucurbitaceae. The record is from RefSeq and is a predicted model, not a curated record.